AUGCAUGUCACUGACAUUGACCGGGAUAGUGGCCGCUGGUCACCCCAGCUGUCAGCUCUUCCUGACACAGUGGUCAAAACAUUCAAUGAUGCCCGCGAAGUGGAUGACAUCCUUCGCAUCCUGCAGGUGUCAGCAGAGCACGAUGAGCUGGAGGCUGCCUUCCGUCGGCUGGAGCAGUUGUUUGUAGUUAUACCCAGAUAUCUGGAGGAUAGCCACGUUUACACUUCUAUUCUGUCCACCAUGGCCCAGAUGAGUACAGAUUUGACCCUCCAAGAGGUGGGGCUGGACAUCUUACACACAUUCAUGCUCAAGAGUCCUGUCAUGGAGGACAAAAUGAAAAGGAAAGCUAACUUGUUUAUUUACCUGAGCAGGCUUCUGUCGGAGAACCCCAAGGCUUACAAAAUUCAAGCUGGAGCCUUGCGUUUGCUGGCUAGGAUAAUUGAUUAUGACCACAUCAGAACUCAGAUCUCCCACCUGCGGCAAUGGCAGCAUGUCUUGGAGUCUGUGAUGAAUGCCAUCAGACACUUCCACCACGACAGUCAGCUUCUCUACAGUGCUGUCAUGAUUUUGACGUACAUCCUCAGAGACAACCCAGAUCUGCAGAUGCAGUUGGCAGAGAAGUACACCCCAUUGAUUAUGUUGCUGUUCAAACCUCACAUUCAACAGACUGAACUUGUGAGGCAUUUGCUUCAUGUUCUCUGGCAGACAGCUCAUUGUGAACAAGCACGGCAGUACUUGGCAUUGCCAGUUGUAACACUGAUGUCUGAACAGAUAACUUUCUGGCAUUCAGAUGUUGCUAUCAUCUGUGAAUGUUUUUCUUUGUUGGAGAAGUUAUGUCUGUAUGAAAAAUUUGCUGAACUUCUUGUGGACAAGGACCUCCUGAUGAGGUCAGUUCUGCCUGAAAUGAUGUCUUCGAGUGAGGAUGCUCGUAUACAGUUGUAUGGACUGAGGAUAUUUGUUCUCACAGCUGAUCACCUGUUCCGUCAUGUCACAUUUGAUGAUGCAGCAACACAGUGGCUCAAAGUAAUUUACCUGGCAAUGUUCAAGCACAUGGGCCGAGCAGAGAUUCAGGUAAUCCUCGUCGCUUCACUUGUGUGGUCUUCUCCUUGCUUUGUGGACCCCAUUCACACACUAUGUCUUGGUGCCAUUUUGAUGCAUGAGAAAGAUGAGGAGGUGUUUACAUCAGCAUGCAAGGCCAUAUACUACCUGACUGCUGACAAUGAAGGUCUGUGUAAGACUCUCAUGUUCAAGAAUCCACACAUUGCAAUCAUCCAAGGCUUACGUUACCACUCCAGCAGACCCAAGGCAAUCAGUGCGGCCUGCAGGGCCAUCAGAGGACUAUGUAUCUUUCAGUAUGACCACAAAAACCAGAUAGCUCACUAUGAUGAGGACCUGCUUUCUUUGUUGUUGGACAUCAUCAGGAACUUUCCCAAUGAUCCAGAGGUUCAGAGUGAGAUCAUCAGCACCGUUGCCUGUCUGGCAGAUAUUGAUCUGUUCAGGCAUCAGUGUUUUGUGGUUAAUAUGCACCUGCGUAUCCUGGAGGCCAUGGAAUGCUUUCCUGGGGAUGAGUUUUUGCAAGAGGUGGCUGUCGAAGCUCUUGCUGUGUUGGGUGGUGCAGCCAGUGGUUCUGACAUUCUGAACUCCAGUGGCACCAUCGACAAAAUCAUUAAAUGUAUGAAGAGAUUCCUCAGCAAUGGCAAUCUUCAGAAGAAAGGGUUGUGUGCCAUCCAGAUCCUGGCUGAAUGGCAGCUGGUGCAGUCAACAGUCAUGUGCCAUGAGUUGGUUUCCAUCAUCAAGUCAACCAUGAAGAAUUACCCUAAGUCGCUCAUCAUUCAGCGAGAGGCCAUUGUAGCCAUACAGAUCCUGGCAGAGAAGGGGGUGGAUGGUGACAAGAGGGACCAGUACAGCAACAUGGCAGAAGUGCUGGUUGAUGAAGAUUGCCAUGAGCUCUUGUUUCAGAUACUAGAGAAGCAUGAUGAGGACCAGGGGCUGCAUGAUUUAGCCAGUGAAUGCUUGUAUGUGUUGGGAAUAGAGCAAGACUUGAAGUCCCGCAUGCUGCGUGCCGCCUGCUCUAAGGGAUAUAUUGCUGGUGCAGAGUGCCUCAUUGAGGUUGGUGCAGAUGUGAAUAUGGGUCAAGGGACGGAGACCCCGCUGUACCAGGCUGUCAGUAACAACAAUGAGAGUAUGGUGGCGUUCCUCUUGCAGCAUGGAGUCAGAGAUGUGCUGACAUCAUUGAAGCUCAGCCUAGCAGAGAACUACCACAGCAUCACGGGGAUGUUGUUGGCAUGCAUAGGCCAGGAUAAAGAAACUGGUACAGUUCUUUGGGCCAACCUGGGUCUAGGCAACAUCCGACCAGAAUGGAUUCUGCCAACACUGUAUGGACAAAACAGACCUCACUCAUCUUCAAUAACUAGCAAGCACUUUGUUGCCAAAAUCAAGCACAGCGAGCUGAAAAGGAAUCACAGAUUGAUUUAUUCACCGAGUGACUCCAGGCUAGAGAUAUUCCGACCUACUGGCUUCCGUUUCCCAAAUGGCAGUGUGGAAGAUCAGAGCAGGAACUUUAGGGCCAUCCAAGAGCAUCAUACUGCAACAGAAGGGCUUUCCAGGCGACCAAAUACCAUGCCUCGCAUGAGGGGACGCAGACUUCUAGGAGAAGGAGAGGUUGUUGUUGAUGACUCAUCACAGCUGCAGCCACCUUCACCUGCAGUGUUAAUUAAUGAUGCACCGGUAUUUGAGCCUUCAGAAGAUGAAUGGGAAGACUGGAAACAGACCACACUGACCGGAGCCAAUAUCCCAUUCAGUCCGUCUGACCCCAGGCGUCCAUCAGAUCCAGCAAAGUCUCAGCAAAUUGUACCAAAACUGAAAGGUGAGCAUAGAUGUUCU
Molecule: messenger RNA, 2883 nt
Organism: Candidula unifasciata
Lineage: Eukaryota; Metazoa; Mollusca; Gastropoda; Stylommatophora; Geomitridae
Source: the annotation of a GenBank genome assembly